GCUCGAGUACUAUUCCCAGGUUAAAAAAUACUAGGUUUAAACCCGUAGAAGCGAGUAGAAUAGUCGCUGAGACCAGAACUGGGAAUAGUAUCCACGCGCGAACUAUGUUUUAUCGCCUUUGUUUGUUUUUGCAGUUUUGAAAAGGUGGGAUUUGAAAAGUCUGGAAGUUUUCCUUGUUGGAAAGGAGACAUAAUGGGUAAACUGAUACUUAUUGCGCUGGUGCUUGCUGUCUGGCCAUCAGACGUGCUCUCCGUCCAGGUGUCGGUCCCCGAGACUCGCCGUGUUGCCACCCUGUUCGCCUCAGUUGUGCUUCGCUGUGACUACACCACGUCUGCCAACCAACAGGAUGUCAUCGUCUCCUGGACUUAUAAGUCGUUCUGCAAGGACCCAGUUCUGGAGUACUACACUGCAGCGUACCAGGCGGCACUGUCCAUUGGCCAGAACCCAGCUGACGACUGCCCGGACAGCCAGCGUACCAUCCGCACCGUGGCCCAGAAGCGAGGCACCAAUGAGGCCAUACUGGGAACGGAAUACCAGCAGAGGAAAAUCACAAUCCAGAACAAGGCAGAUCUGGCCAUCACGGAAGUCAUGUGGUGGGAUAAUGGGAUGUACUACUGCUCCGUUGUUGCCCCGGGAGACCCCAUUGGAGGCCUGGAUGGAAGGAUUAGUCUCAUUGUACUUCAGUGGCUGGUUGUGCUACUCAUCAUACUGGGCGGGCUACUCCUCAUCAUCCUGAUCAGCAUUUGCUGGUGUCAGUGCUGCCCCCAGCAUUGCUGUUGCUACGUACGCUGCCCCUGCUGUCCUCAGUCCUGCUGCUGCCCGGAAAAGGCUGUGAUGCAGCACAAAAUGAUGAAGGAUGCCCAGAAAGCCAUGGCUCCUUGGGUCCACGGGCAGCCCAUCUACGCCCCCAUAUCCCACGCCUCGUCCAUGCAUAUGCAUCCCCUGCUCUACUCUGAUCCCUCGAAACAGGGCCUCCAAAUGGGCACCCUGCCCCUGCCCCCACCGCCAGGGGCCCUGCUCGCGGCCCACAGCAACGGGAGCCUGCGCGGCACCAACCAGACCCUGGAUUAUUUGGAGAACCAGGUGCGCAACAUGGACGUGAACAGCACGCUAAUGUCGCAGCCCUCCCGCGUCUCCCUCCAGCAGAUGCCCCCCCCGGCCCAGCACAUGGGCCAGGCCGUGCCGUACGUGCCCGGGCCUCCCAGCAUGCUGUCCUCCCUAAACGAGAUGGGGAUGCAGGGCAUGGAACGCAGAGUCAUCCAGCUGCCCCCCAUCGUAGAGAGGCCCGCAUCCCGGCAUUCCGGCUACCGCCCGAGCAGCCGCAACACCACGGGCACCAACCGCAGCAGCCAUUACCGCAACAGCCUGCCCCCGCAGUCCCGGCGGGAGGCCUCGCCCACGCGCCGCGGGCCCCCACGCAGCUACAGCGACGACUCCGAUGUGGAAGAGCGGCGUCGGACCUCCCGGUCCCGGCAGUCGCGCUCUCGGAGCCGUGACGACCUGAUGGACGAGAUGCGGCGAACGCAGCACCGCCAUGACCGCAGCUACUCGCCCGAAGAGCAGCGCAGGGGCUCCUGGUCCUCCGAGGAGGACUACAGCAGCCGGAAGGGGGGCACGCGCAGCCGUGGGGGGGGGACCUGGCCGGAGAAGCCCCCCAGCUAUACCUCCAUAGACAUCGCUCAGGGACGCAAGUCUAACGGAACGGCCCGCAACAACGAGCGAUGCUCCGAGAAGAGUUCGCGCAGUGCCAAAAGCAUCGUGAUAUGACCGCCCAACCCUUUCCAUCCCUCCUACUUUGUUUAACCGUGUAGUAAUUAUGUGAAAAGACAAGAAGAAGGAGUGUCGGAAGAAUUACGCAAAAACUUUUAUUUUUAAUUUUUGUAUGGACAGAAGAAAUCAUCCAUUCAAUAUUGGACUCUUUUUAUUAUUAUUUACUUGAGAAGCUCAAGGAUUUAAGGAGGCCUGGGAGAAUUUAUUGCCUUCCACUAUGUUCUUCAUGUUUUUCUUAAAGUGUGGAAACCAAGAUCUUCCUUAAAGCGUGAGGAUGGCAGCUGGACCUUAAUUGCCUUAGGUAAUAAAUAUUUAAACUGCGUGUGCCCAAGCACUGACGCCUCGCCUGCCUGUGAAAUGACCUGCCUCGUGCCUGACACUGUUUGGCAGCUCGUUGAGCGUGUGUGCCUAAUGCGUCACGUCUCCAUCACACCCUGAGUGUUUGCGGCAUGUGCGGAAAGGAAUGGGGGGGGAGCGGAGAUGUCAGGAAGGAGCCCGAGGUUGGUUCUCUGGCAUGAUGCAUAUAUUCAGCCCAGAAAACGCCCCCUUUAAAGGAAUAGAAAUAUUACAUCCAUCCAUCAGUGGAAAAGGGAUGUUUUUAAUAUUUUUAAUGUUAAUCAUUUAUUUCCUUUUCUAUGUUACAAAGAAAUAUGAAAGUUAUGUUUUCAUGAGGAAUAAGGUACUAUGAAUGUAAAUAUCUGCAUGGUUUGUAAUGACUCACUGGGGUGUGUUGGGGGGUUUAUUAAGAACAGCCAACUAAAAAAAGACUAAUGUUUAUCCAGUACUCAUCAAACAGGCUCAUCUUCCUGAUUCAAAUUGAUUUAUUUAUAUGAAUAGAUACACACACUGUGUUGCUACAGUUCGAUAUUUAGUAGUAAAGCAUGUUUUACAUCUGUCUGUCUCUGCCACAAAGGAUCUGUAAAUUAUGCUGUAACACAAUUUAUAUAUAAUUUGUAUAAAAUAUAAGCAUUUAUUUUAACACCUUUUCCCUUCAUGUAUUACUUUGAAAAUACUGAAUAAUUUCAUAUACUUAAAAUAAAAUUGUAGAAAUGGUA
Molecule: messenger RNA, 2825 nt
Organism: Brienomyrus brachyistius
Lineage: Eukaryota; Metazoa; Chordata; Actinopteri; Osteoglossiformes; Mormyridae
Product: immunoglobulin-like domain-containing receptor 1
Exons: 8
Coding region: 193-1767 (524 amino acids)
Cellular component (GO): plasma membrane
Molecular function (GO): high-density lipoprotein particle receptor activity
Source: RefSeq, a predicted model, not a curated record